Meloidogyne enterolobii is the source of this 216-nucleotide messenger RNA. The record is from the annotation of a GenBank genome assembly. NCBI's taxonomy places the organism in Eukaryota, Metazoa, Nematoda, Chromadorea, Rhabditida, Meloidogynidae.
AUGUCAAAAUCUGAAGAAUUUAUGGAAAAUUUUUGGAAAGAUAUGGCUGAAAAAGGCUCUUAUUCUUAUGGAAGUGAAAGGAUUGCCCCUCUUGAUUUGGGGAAAUUAUUUGGAAUAGAAAGUGGAAAUAGUGGAGGAGGUGGAGGGGGAGGUGGAGGAAGUGGAGGGGAUAACAAUCCUUUAGCUGGAUUAUUUUCUAUUUUUGGAAGGCGUUGA